AUGCACCUUCGCACUACUUUGGCAUGUCUUUUCAUGCUCCAGGGGAGCCUUGCAUUGGAGCUCCACGAACAUGCAAAACGCGGCGCUGAAACGAACGCUACACUCUUUGCAUACGGUACCAACAGCUCUGUGUGGCCAAUCUCCUAUAGCGUGGACGAUGGCCUACUCUAUGUUGCCGAGAACCCAUCCAACGAAGAAGCCAAUCUUACCCCUGUGACUUGGGACCUAGCCUCUAUCACAGGUGAAUGCUGGAUAGCCAACGCGACAAUGGUGAACGGCACCAACGCUGGAUCGAUGUAUAUUAUGGAUAAGGAGGACUAUGCUGUUGGUAUUUUGCCACAGACCCGAGCUGCAUACACUAACGGGACUGUUUCUGGAUUCGCGCUGUUCGCUACACAGCUGGCGCAGUUCUGGGCGAAGGCGACGGACUAUGAUGGGGUUUAUAGUUUGAUGUGGACUUUGGACGAUGAUGAGCCGAAUGGUGAUUUUCCUGUUGUUGUUAAGGCGUCUGAGGAUUCGACUUGA
This is a messenger RNA of Penicillium angulare, 525 nucleotides long. RefSeq lists its product as uncharacterized. Bases 1 to 525 code for a protein of 174 amino acids. Lineage: Eukaryota; Fungi; Ascomycota; Eurotiomycetes; Eurotiales; Aspergillaceae. The record is from RefSeq and is a predicted model, not a curated record. The transcript is spliced from 3 exons.